Molecule: messenger RNA, 1585 nt
Organism: Chelonus insularis
Lineage: Eukaryota; Metazoa; Arthropoda; Insecta; Hymenoptera; Braconidae
Product: protein rolling stone-like
Exons: 2
Coding region: 347-1282 (311 amino acids)
Cellular component (GO): membrane
Source: RefSeq, a predicted model, not a curated record
UAACAACAUAUUUCAAAUAAAAACGAUUCUAUUUCAAUCUAUUAUUAAUUCUAAGUGCACUUUUGAUUCUUUUCAAUUCAGUUUUACAAAUAUAAAACAUUUUUUUGCCUACAUAAACAAAUUAAAUGAAAAUGUUUCAACCAUUUAUUGCUCAAUGCAUUUCGUAUAAUAGGUUAGUGCUAGAGGGAGAUGAACAUAGGCAUAAGGCGCGAUCAGCUGUUUGAAUGUUGAUAAUCACAUAAAACUCGGGCUUCACUGAAUCUCAAUGUGUUUUUUGUUUAUCGAUUAGUCUGGUCGGCUUUUUACUGAUAUUUCUAUAAAACUGAUGUGAACAAUUCUUAGCAAAAUGAUUUAUAAAUUAUCAGGACCAUUGUCCUUGAAGAAAUUAUGGCUAUUGGUGAUCCAACUGAGCACUUGUCGUCGAGCCAUGGUAAACAAAAUUUUAUGUCGAAAAAUAAGUCGAGUUUGGCUGCAGUCAAAAUCAGACGUAGUGCAUGCACGAUCAUUUUCUGAACCAAGAUGUCAAAGGCACGUAGCAGCUUGGUACCUUUCAUAUCGCUGGAUGAUAUGUCUCUCAUGGAUUACAAUUGUCAUCUGUUCCCUGUGGGAACUUGGUAGUGCCAAACCUCAAGGCAACAAUCACAAAUGGGCAAUUUACCUCACCAGUUGGGACUUGAUGUUUGGUGUCACACAAUCAAUAUUUGGAGCAUUUCUAGUUACUAAACGAUGGAAACUUCAAAAGACUGUUGGAUUUGAUGCGACUAAUUUAGAAAUGACAAAGUUAGCAAAAGUUUAUUGGUUUUUAUAUACAGUUACUUCAACAUUAGCAAUCGCUGUGACUGUCGCUUAUUGGGCAGCUGUCUAUGAUUCAAAGAUUCAUCAUAUAGAUCCUCUUAAUAUUAUGCUUCAUGUAUGUAAUAGUUUACUGAUGAUAGCAGACUUGUGUGUUGCCAAUGUUCCUAUUAAGUUGAAACAUUUUUGGUGGUGUGUGGUGAUAGUCCUUAUUUAUUUAGUUUUUUCGGUAAUUUAUUAUGCGGCUGGUGGCCUUGAUAAACGAGGCUACCAUUACAUUUAUAAAGUAUUAGACUGGAAAAAACCAGGAAUGACUCUUUUAGUUGCAGCAGGUGGGAUAUUUUUUUUAAUAGCUGUUCACUGCCUUCUUUGUUAUUUAGCAGCUUUAUGGGAUCGAAUGCUUGUGAAAGGUAAUAAAUAUACGAAAAAUUCACCUACGUCACCUACUAAUGAGCAAUUACAGAAACCUAGAGAUGUAGAAAUCGUAUGAAAUUGAUCAAUAAUUCUGUAGAUCUUCCAUGCUCAUUUUAUAAUAUGAUAAUUAGAUAAUUAAUUAAUAGAUACAUCAAUAACAUGAAUAAUAAUAGAGUGAAGAUACGAAUAAUUUUGUCGUAUGUUGAUUGUAUGUAUAAGUAAUUUUAAAACUUAUUUAUAUGUUAAUAUCAUUACUGUUAAAAUAUUUCCGUCAUUCCAAAGAAGGAAUAAAUCCCAAAGAAAGUAUUAUUAUUUGUUAUUUAUACUAGAAAGAAAUUUUUUUGGUACUAGGGUAUUUUUUUAUUCAAAAAAUAAUAAU